AUCGUCGCCGUCGAGUUCGACCGUUCAGUUCCUCUUCCGCUCAUCGUCAAGUGAAGAUUGCGCUUUGAAAUCAACUCCGGGAAAAUGAGGGAAAUCGUACAUCUACAAGCGGGACAAUGUGGAAACCAAGUUGGGGCUAAGUUUUGGGAAGUGAUUUCUGCGGAACACGGUAUAGACCCCAGCGGGAUAUAUACAGGAGACAGCGAUUUGCAAUUAGAAAGGAUAAACGUUUAUUAUAAUGAAGCCUCAGUUGCUUCAUCAACUAACGGAGGAAAAUAUGUACCUAGAGCGAUUCUCCUCGAUCUGGAACCGGGUACCAUGGACGCGGUACGUUCGGGAAUAUACGGCAAACUUUUCCGACCGGAUAAUUUCGUUUUCGGUCAAUCGGGAGCAGGUAACAACUGGGCGAAGGGUCAUUACACUGAAGGUGCUGAAUUAGUCGAUGCCGUAUUAGACGUAGUACGAAAAGAAGCUGAAAACUGCGAUUGCUUACAAGGUUUCCAAUUGACUCAUUCGUUAGGCGGCGGUACCGGAUCCGGUAUGGGUACUUUACUCAUAUCCAAAAUUAGAGAGGAAUAUCCCGACAGGAUAAUGAAUACUUAUUCGGUAAUGCCGAGUCCUAAAGUAUCUGAUACGGUGGUGGAGCCUUACAACGCUACACUUUCCGUACAUCAAUUAGUAGAAAAUACGGACGAAACUUAUUGCAUAGAUAACGAAGCUCUGUACGACAUCUGUUUCAGAACUUUAAAAGUACCAAAUCCUAGUUACGGUGAUCUAAAUCAUUUAGUAUCUCUCACCAUGUCCGGAGUAACGACUUGUUUGAGGUUCCCCGGUCAAUUGAACGCCGAUCUUAGAAAAUUGGCUGUUAACAUGGUUCCGUUUCCUCGUCUUCACUUUUUCAUGCCCGGAUUCGCGCCUUUAACGUCCAGAGGUAAUCAACAGUACAGGGCGUUGACCGUACCGGAACUUACCCAGCAAAUGUUCGAUUCCAAGAACAUGAUGGCCGCUUGUGAUCCGAGACACGGUAGAUAUUUAACAGUUGCUGCGGUAUUCAGAGGUAGGAUGUCGAUGAAAGAAGUCGACGAACAAAUGCUGGCUGUUCAAAAUAAGAAUAGCAGCUACUUCGUCGAAUGGAUACCAAACAACGUUAAGACUGCCGUUUGUGACAUUCCGCCUGUUGGUUUGAAGAUGUCCUCUACUUUUAUUGGUAAUACCACAGCCAUUCAAGAACUAUUCAAGCGAAUAUCGGAGCAGUUCGCUGCUAUGUUCAGAAGGAAAGCUUUCUUGCAUUGGUAUACCGGUGAAGGUAUGGAUGAAAUGGAAUUCACCGAAGCUGAAUCUAACAUGAACGAUUUAGUUUCCGAGUACCAACAAUACCAAGAAGCAACGGCUGAUGAUGAAUACGAAGCUGAAGAAGAACCUGCUGCUGAUGAUUUCAAUUGUUGACGUAUUCUUUAGAUACUUAUGACACUUUACAGUCUAUACACUUUAUCAAUAUCAAAAAAAAAAAGAUAAAAUAAUACAUUUCUGAUAAAUAUUAAACGGUCGAUUCACACUGACGAAUCAUCCUAUAUAAAGAGAAUUUAUUUAUAAAAAAGGAACAUUGGCCUCUCUCCAUUCAAAAUAAUUUAUUAGUCACGAAUGGUUUAUUUUUUGUAACAUGCUAGAGUGUUGUUAGCUAGUCCUUUUCCUUAAAAACAAAUUAUUUCUGACAAUAAUUUCAAAUUUCAAUUUAUAAUAAAUCAUAUUAUUUGAUUACGGUCCUGUUGUGUCAAUCCUAGUCAUAAACAAAGAAGUCUCAUAUCUUAUUUUUAAUUUAUUAUUCUUACAGGUAUUUCUGGGACAACCUUUAUAUCUAUAAUUGUAGUAGUUGUAGGAUUAGUCGAAUAUCGAUUUGUUAUGGAAUUUAUAAAGAAUUAGUUUCGUGUCUUUUAAGGGCUUGUUGCAAAUCAUACACUAAUUAAGCAUUUAUUCUUUAAUUUCAUAUUUAUACAACUUUUUUACCUUUUUAUUUAAGUGUAGAAUAAAGACUGAAUUUCUACAAUAAA
Molecule: messenger RNA, 2048 nt
Organism: Diorhabda sublineata
Lineage: Eukaryota; Metazoa; Arthropoda; Insecta; Coleoptera; Chrysomelidae
Product: tubulin beta chain-like
Exons: 5
Coding region: 85-1446 (453 amino acids)
Biological process (GO): mitotic cell cycle; microtubule cytoskeleton organization
Cellular component (GO): microtubule; cytoplasm
Molecular function (GO): structural constituent of cytoskeleton; GTP binding; GTPase activity
Source: RefSeq, a predicted model, not a curated record